GGCUCUGCCGGCCGGCCGCCUCCGUCUCCUGCGCGGCCGGGCCGCCUAGCCACGCCAGGUCAGGUCGUCAGCGACGGCUCGGGCUCGAGCUCUGCCGGCCGGCCGGCCGCCUCCCUGUCUCCUGCGCGGCCGGGCCGCCUAGCCACGCCAGGUCAGGUCGUCAGCGACGGCUCGGGCUCGAGCUCUGCCGGCCUGCCGCUGACGCCUCUGCUCCGCGCCCCGUCGAUUUCACCUUUACCGCGGUCAGCGCCGCGAAGUUCGGUGGGCGUCAACUGCAGACGCCGUCCUGCCAGGUGAGGUGGCUUCUCCCUACCACAGCACCUCCAGCGAAGCAGGGGAAUGAGGAGCGCUGUCAGCUACCUCACUGGGCAGCUGAUUCGCGGUUCGAAACGCUAAAAGGAGGGGGAGCUGCACUCUGCUAUCUUCUGGAAGAUCAGAUGGCUUCUAAUGACCACUUUAGUGUGGAGUACACUGGGAAUCCCCACCCUGGGGACUUAAUUGAAAUAUUUAGACCAGCGUAUCAACACUGGGCUCUGUACUUGGGAGAUGGCUAUGUUAUAAAUGUCACACCACUAGAGGAGGGGGCCCCAGCUUCAUUCACUAGUGCAAAGUCCGUUUUCAGCAGGAAAGCAAUGGUAAAAAUGCAGCUGCUUAAAGAUGUUGUUGGACAAGAUCCUUUCAAAAUAAAUAAUAAGUAUGACGAUAACCACAUACCUCUACCAGUGGAUGAAAUCAUUAAGCGAGCUGAGUUUCUAAUUGGACAGGAAGUGUCCUACGAUUUGCUCGGGAAUAACUGUGAACAUUUUGUCACUUUACUUCGUUAUGGUGAGGGUGUAUCUGACCAGGCAAACAGAGCCAUCAGUGCCAUUUCCUUUGUAACAGCUGCUGCUAGUGCCUUUUCGCUGAUUGGAUUGUUCCAAAAUAGGUCGAGACAAAGAAAUUAUUAA
Molecule: messenger RNA, 947 nt
Organism: Hypanus sabinus (Atlantic stingray)
Lineage: Eukaryota; Metazoa; Chordata; Chondrichthyes; Myliobatiformes; Dasyatidae
Gene: plaat1
Product: phospholipase A and acyltransferase 1
Exons: 4
Coding region: 438-947 (169 amino acids)
Biological process (GO): N-acylphosphatidylethanolamine metabolic process
Cellular component (GO): cytoplasm
Molecular function (GO): glycerophospholipid phospholipase A1 activity; A2-type glycerophospholipase activity
Source: RefSeq, a predicted model, not a curated record